This is a messenger RNA of Pedinophyceae sp. YPF-701, 3696 nucleotides long. NCBI's taxonomy places the organism in Eukaryota, Viridiplantae, Chlorophyta, Pedinophyceae. The record is from the annotation of a GenBank genome assembly.
AUGGGCCUGCUGGAGCGGCUCAACCGCCCGGCGCUCACGCCGCUGCUCCAGGCCGCGACGAUCACCUACGCGAAGGCGCUGAUGACGUCGAGCCGCAUCGAGAAGGACGCCGGCGAGCGCACGCUGCUGAAGAACCUCGGGCAGUGGCUCGGGCAGCUCACGCUGUCGCGCAACCGCGCCAUCCUCUUCCGCGACCUCGACAUCAAGGGCAUCGUCGUGCAGGCCUACGAGGAGGGCCGCAUGAUCGCCGUCGUGCCGUUCGUGGCCAAGGUCCUCGAGGGCGCCAAGGCGUCGCGCGUCUUCAAGCCCCCCAACCCCUGGACUUGCGCCAUGCUCAACCUGCUGCUCGAGAUCUACAACCUGGACCGCGUGAAGCUGAACAUCCGGUUCGAGAUCGAGCUGCUGCUCAGCAAGGCGUUCGCGAUGACGCCGAUGGACCCGCGGCUCCAGGUGACGUCGCUGCUGCGCAACCGGCCGCGCAUGCAGGAGGGCAACCCGGAUUUCCAGCCCGGGGAGGCCGCGGCGAGCGCGGACGCGGCGCCGCAGCGGCCCGAGGAGCCGUCGCGGUCGGCGCUGAACGCGAUGGAGGGCGCGGCGCCGGCGGCGGUGGCGGGCGCCGACCAGCAGGCGGCCCUGCAGGCGGGGGCGCGCCCGUUCGUGGGGACCAGCCGGCUGUCGGAGAUCGUGGUGAACUGGGCGCAGAUCAACGAGGAGGUCGCGCCCGUCGCGGAGCAGCUCCAGCUGCAGCGCGUCGUGCCCGCGGUGCUGGAGAAGGCCGUUAUGCAGCUGAUGGGCAUCGUCGACCGCUACGUGUCCGUGGCGAGCAUCACCGCGCAGGAGCUCGUCGCGAAGGACUUCGCGCUCGAGGCGGACGAGGCGCGCAUGCGCCAGGCGGCGCACAACAUGGCGACGACCCUGAGCGCCAUGCUGCUGCUGGUCAACUGCCGUGAGGGCCUGCGCGACCACAUCCAGAAGAGCCUGCUCGAGAUGCUGCCGCCGGCGUCGCAGGUGAAGCUGUCGGACGAGUACCUCCAGCGCGUCGUCGUCAUCGUCGUCGACGACAACUACCCGCUGGCGUGCAUGUUGGCGGAGAAAAUGGCGCAGGAAAAGGCCGUGCGCGACAUCGACGCGCGCCUCGACGCGCAGUUCCAGGCGCGCGCGCAGGCCGCCAAGGCCGGCCGCCCCUGGCCCAUGCAGCUGCCCCCCGCCGUCGCCGCGCUGCCGGAGUCCCUGCAGCCCAAGCCCGGUGCGGGGCAGACGCACGUGUACGACGUGUUCCCGGAGCUGCCGCGCAUGGUGCCCAAGAUCGGGCCGAUGGCGCGCGCGGGGCAGGUGCCCGGCGGCGCGGCCGGCGCCGCCGGCGCCGCGAUGCCGCCUGGGGCUGCGCCGAGCGGAGCGACAGGGCAGCGGUCGGUCGCUGAGCCGCCGCCGCUGCCGGCCGCCGUCGCGGAGCGGCUCAAGGUCUGGCGCGCGCAGCUCGAGUCCGCGCUGCACCAGGAGGCCUCCCGCGGGACGAUCACGCCGUUCUGGGACAUGCCGGAGUCGCACGCCGUGCGGCGCAUCGCCGCGCAGGUGCCGACGGUGGUGUCCUCGGGCCCGAACCGCGAGGCCGAGGCGUCCGCUGUCGCGCAGCACAUCUUCCGCGCGCUCUUCGCGAGCAAGCCGCCCGCGACGCCUAUCGAAGUGACGUACGUGCUGGCGAUGGUGGCCGCACUCGACGAGCUGCGCGCCGCGUGCCUCCCGUCGCUCCCGCAGCUCGCCGUGCAGUGGUACGCGAUGCUCGAGGAGCCCCUCCAGCUCAACAAGGAGGCGCUCGAGGCCCUCAUGAUGCUCCGCCUGCUGUCGCUGCGUGAGCUCGACGUCGUGCUCGCCAAGCUCACGACCGCGGGCCGCAUCGACCUCGCCGUCAACGUGCUGCGCGCGACGAUCGUCCGCGACGCGUUCGUCGGCGGCGCCGAGCUCCCCACCUUCCUCGAGACGGUAGCCCAGGUCGCCAACGCCACGCCGGGACCGCAGGGCCCCGCGCUGAUGCAGCUCGUCGAGCAGGCGCGCCGCACGCAGCCGCGCGGCACGGCGCGCGAGCGCGGCGGCCAGGGCGUCCGCCGGCAGCCCGCGCUGCCCACGCAGGACAAGAACGACCCGCCGGGGCUGCGCGACAAGGUGGCGCGGAUCUUCGACGACUGGAUUCGGGCGCUGGACGCGUCGCCCGCGGACCGCACGCAGGCGGCGUUCGUGUCGCAGGUGAAGCAGGCGGGCCUGCUCAACGGCGACGAGCUGACGGACCGUUUCAUCCGCUACCUGAUGGAGCUCUCCAUCGCGCACUGCCUCGGGUCGGAGAUGGCGGCUCCGGGCAUCGGGGCCGGGCAGCUGUCGUUCACGGCGGUGGACGCGUACGUGCGGCUGGUGUGCACGCUCGUGCAGGCGCACGGCGGCGGCGCGCCGCUGCUGGCCAAGGUCCUGUCGGUGAUGGCGGCGGUGCUGCAGCGCGACGCGGACGAGCGCGGCGCCGUCUUCAACGCGCGCCCGUACUUCCGCCUGUGCAUCGGGCUCAUCUCGGAGCUCGCGCCGACCAACCUCAGCGACCCCUCGGCGUUCAACAUGGUCGCCGCGACCGCCGCCGCGCUCAACGCACUGCAGCCCAUGCGCGUCCCGGCCUUCGCGUUCGCGUGGCUCGAGCUCAUCUCGUACCGCGGCUUCAUGCCGCGCCUGCUCAUGCUGCCCGGCAACAAGGGCUGGCCGCACUUCCAGCGCCUUCUCGUGGCGCUGCUGCGCUUCCUCGAGCCCUACCUCCGCAACGCCGAGCUGACCGACCCCGUGCGGCUCCUGUACCGCGGCACCCUCCGGAUCCUCCUCAUGCUGCUCCACGACUUCCCGGAAUUCCUCGCCGAGUUCCACUUCCAGCUGUGCGACGCCGUGCCGCCCAGCUGCAUCCAGAUGAGGAACCUCAUCCUCUCGGCCUUCCCGCGCACGAUGCGCCUCCCGGACCCGCUCACGCCCAACCUGAAGAUCGACCUACUCCCGGAGAUCCGCCAGCCCCCGCGCAUCACGCCCGAGCCCGAGCAGCUGCUGCCGAAGCAGCUGCGCGAGGACGUGCGCGCGCUGCUCGCGUCGCCGCAGCCGGAGCAGGGCGUGCCCGGGCUGCUCCCGGCGCUCAUGCUGUCGCAGGAUGAGGCGCUGGCCAUGGGGACGCGGUACAACGUGCCGCUGCUGAACGCGCUGGUGCUGUACGUGGGCGCGGUCGCCGCGGCGGAGCCCCCGCCGGCGCGCGGGCAGGUGAAGCACGCGGGCGUGCUGCUGCGCCUGGCGACGGAGCUCGACAGCGAGGGGCGCUACCUCAUGCUCAACGCGGUCGCGAACCAGCUGCGGUACCCGUCGUCGCACACCCACUACUUCUCGUGCGUGGUGCUCGCGACGUUCCGCAACGCGCGCGAGACGAUCGUCAAGGAGCAGGUCACGCGCGUGCUUCUGGAGCGCCUGAUGGUCAACCGCCCGCACCCCUGGGGCCUCCUGGUGACGUUCAUCGAGCUCAUCAGGAACCCGGAGUACCGGUUCUGGCAGCACCCGUUCACGCACUGCACCGAGGAGAUCCGCCGGCUGUUCAGCUCGGUGGCGCAGCACAUGUCGGUGGGCCCGCCUGCGGGGGGGCAGGCCGCGGACGCCGGCAAGCAGCCGUCGCAGGCGCCGCAGCCUGCGUGA